GCACUUACGCCGCGUGAUGUUGGGCAAUUUAUGUGGGGUAUUCUUUAGAGAAAUAGAUGUUUUGAAAUAGUCUAUCGCACAAAAACAAAAGGAACCCUUUCUCUCUAAUCAAACGAUGAUGUCGUAAUUCGUGGUGUUCCUUUGACCUACGCGACUCCGCAUCCUAUCAGCAUCGGGUGACCGUGGUGGGCUGAUGGUGCGUCCGCUUAUCUACACUCCCCAAAAACAAGCGAUGGAACCACGAAUAAUUUGGACCUCCAAAAAGAGGCCGGUGCUAGCAGCAAGAAGAUUGCAGAAGCCAAACAUGGAACCCUAUAUAAAGCCACGCUCGUGUCCAAAAACAGCAUAAUUCAAGCUUGUCGGGCACCGUCUGUUGUCUCAAGUUAAAAUACCAAUCCGCUGUAAUCAAAGAUGAACUUCCUGUGGCUCAUCACCUUUCUGCUGGCCCUCGUUGGCAUGAUUGCAGGCGAUGCCGCUUGCCCGAAGGGAUUUACAUCGCAGCACAACAAGUGCGUCAGCAAACGCCCAGUACACGGUGACUGCCCGAAGGGUUCGUCCUACAGUGCCAAGCUGAACCUGUGUGUUCAUAACUAGAAAUAAAGGAGCCGUUUUGUAGAGUAAUCGUUUCUCCAUUCUCGCUUCACUAUACCAAUUAACCCUCUGUUUGUUAACCAUCUG
Molecule: messenger RNA, 678 nt
Organism: Anopheles darlingi
Lineage: Eukaryota; Metazoa; Arthropoda; Insecta; Diptera; Culicidae
Exons: 2
Coding region: 412-594 (60 amino acids)
Molecular function (GO): chitin binding
Source: RefSeq, a predicted model, not a curated record